Molecule: messenger RNA, 1837 nt
Organism: Emys orbicularis (European pond turtle)
Lineage: Eukaryota; Metazoa; Chordata; Testudines; Emydidae
Gene: D2HGDH
Product: D-2-hydroxyglutarate dehydrogenase
Exons: 10
Coding region: 99-1775 (558 amino acids)
Cellular component (GO): mitochondrion
Molecular function (GO): FAD binding; catalytic activity
Source: RefSeq, a predicted model, not a curated record
GAGACGCCCGGUUUCUGGUCGGCUGGACGCAAAGCGGCUGGGGGCGCCUUUGUGUGACGUGGCGGGCGAGGCGGCCGCAGUCCCGGGCUCGGGCAACCAUGACAGUUUCCUCUCUCGUCCAGCUUCGUUUGGUUUGGUGCUGUUGGACCCUACCAAGAUGGCAGAUGAACGGCCAUAAGAGACCCUUGGCAGUGUGGACCAGUGCUACUGCUCAGUGGACACUUAAGCAGAAGAAACCAGCAGAGCUAUACAGAAUACCAGUAUCCAGGCCACCCAUCUUAUCAGGCACCAGUCUACUGGGCAAGGGAGCUCUCUCUACAACCUCCAUCAGCCCCAAGGAAGUCAUGCUGACUAGUGAGCGGUAUGGUGUGCAGAGGCUGCCCUUCUCUCAUGUUUCUGAUAGUGAUUUAGCUUUUUUUGAGCACCUUAUACCUGGUAGAGUCAUCACAGACCCAGAUGAAUUGAGACCGUUUAAUGUGGACUGGCUGCAGUCAGUCCGAGGCUGCAGUAAGAUGUUACUGAGGCCACGGACAGCAGCAGAGGUAUCUGAGAUUCUCAGGUAUUGUAACAAAAGGAAGUUGGCAGUAAACCCCCAGGGAGGUAACACUGGCCUUGUGGGGGGCAGUGUUCCUGUCUUUGAUGAGAUUAUUAUCUCCACAGCUCUAAUGAACCAGGUCAUCAGCUUCAACAAUGUGUCUGGAGUCCUUGUUUGCCAGGCUGGCUGUAUUUUAGAGAACCUGAACCAGUAUCUUGAGGAGCUGGACUUCAUCAUGCCACUUGACCUUGGAGCCAAGGGCAGCUGCCACAUUGGUGGUAAUGUGGCAACAAAUGCAGGCGGCCUGAGGCUGUUGAGGUACGGCUCUCUUCGAGGGACAGUUCUGGGACUGGAAGUGGUCCUGGCUGAUGGCUCCAUUCUGAACUGCUUGGCUUCUCUGCAGAAGGAUAAUACUGGCUAUGAUUUGAAGCAGCUUUUCAUUGGAUCAGAGGGGACUUUGGGGGUCAUUACUGCUGUCUCUAUCCUCUGUCCACGGAAACCCAAGUCUGUGAAUCUGGUCUUCUUAGGUUGUCAGAGUUUCUCUCAGGUUCUUGGAACUUUCACUACCUGCAAAGGCAUGCUGGGAGAGAUCCUGUCUGCAUACGAAUUCAUGGAUGACAAGUGCAUGAAAUUGGUUGAGAACCACCUCAAACUGUCCAAACCAGUGACAGGAAGCCCCUUUUAUAUUUUAAUUGAAACAUCAGGCUCCAAUUCUGCCCAUGAUGAAGAAAAGCUGACCAACUUCUUGGAACAUGUCAUGGCCUCUGGUUUGGUGACCGAUGGGACUGUGGCCACAGAGGAUAAGAAAAUAAAGAUGUUGUGGUCUCUGAGGGAGCGGAUCACGGAGGCCCUAACUCAUGAUGGCUGUGUUUACAAAUAUGACCUCUCACUCCCUGUGGAGAGACUGUAUGACCUUGUGAUUGAUACCAGGGCUCGACUGGGCAAGACUGCCAAGAAUGUGGUUGGCUAUGGCCAUCUAGGAGAUGGAAACCUGCACUUGAACAUCACAGCUGAGUCCUACAGCCAUUCCCUGCUGAAUGCCAUUGAGCCAUUUGUGUACGAGUGGACUGCACAGUAUAAUGGCAGUAUCAGUGCAGAGCAUGGACUGGGCUUCAAGAAGAAGCAUUACAUUCAAUACAGUAAGCCACAGGAGGCAGUCCUUCUGAUGCAGCAGGUCAAAGCCAUGUUGGACCCCAAAGGGAUUCUGAACCCUUACAAGACACUGCCAGCUACUUCCUGAGUGCUUCGUGCUGCUGAGAAACAGGUGUAUAUCCUAUUGUAUCGACUGUAUCUCUAUCUCAU